This is a messenger RNA of Funneliformis mosseae, 447 nucleotides long. The record is from the annotation of a GenBank genome assembly. NCBI's taxonomy places the organism in Eukaryota, Fungi, Glomeromycota, Glomeromycetes, Glomerales, Glomeraceae.
AAUAAAGAACCAGAAAACGUAAAGGAAUUUUACAAAAAGUUAUCUGAGGAUGCUAAAUCUUUUUAUAAGCAAAAUAUGGUUCAAAUCAUAUUUGAUAAAUAUAUCGAAGAGGUUUCACAUGUAAUUAGUGGGUUUGAUUUGAAUUAUGUCAAUUAUACCCAAGACAUUAAGGAUCUCAUUGAAAAUAUAAUUUAUAUGCAAAAUUCAACAAGUGUGUAUCUUCCGAUUGAAGAUAAUUCUGCCAGCGUUAUGAAUUUUUUUCUUGACAAUAAUUAUAUCAAUAGUUCUCAAGCUACUUUUCCUAAUAGUAACCUUUUCGAAGACUCGUAUUUAAUGAAUCAAGUUUCUAACGAUCAAGAGUAUAUUAGAACGUUAGAAUAUAAAAACGUGCAGUUUUCACCUCUGCAAGUUGAUUCAGAUUAUAUCAAUAUUACCCAAGGUUUUGAG